AGAAUAAAACUAUGGUGAUGGAUUAGGUUAUGUUGUAUGACUUUGUUUUGAACUUAGAAAAUUUGUUUUCGCGGUGACCUCUGAUCAAACGACCCACAUUCCAAUUUCCAAUCCCUCGAUUCCGCCAUGGCCACGCCCUCAGAUCCUUCAAACCAAGAAGCUGUUUUGAGAAGGAAGAACAACGGACCCCCAAUUAAGUUCCUCAUUCCUCUCAUAUAUGCCCCUGUACUCCCUCUAAUUCGACUAACGCUGCGGCACAAACCCGUCCUGAGAGAUCGCUUGUUUACAGCUGUGUUGGCUGGAGGUUUUGCUCAUGGUUUCUAUUUGAUGUAUCCUUUUCUUGAUCUUCGUGGUGCUGCUACGAUGGAAAUGUCAAUAAGAGCUGAGAAACUGAUGGUCGGAGUUUGAUGUGUUGGAUUGCAAAAUGAUUCUGAAUAUUUGAACAUGGUUAUGGGGUGUGCUGUAUUUUUAGAUGAUAUGCGUUCUAGGGUUUUAAUGUGGCUUCUUUUUUUAAAAUAAUUAACUGAAGUUGUUAUUUCUUUUCCGAGAGUGCUAGAGAUUGUAUUGGUCGAGUCAUUAUGAUAGCAAAGGCUUCUAACGAAUUAUGGCGAAUUUGGAUGAACAGUUUAAUUAUGUAUCUAUUCAAUAAGAGCUUAUGAAGAGCUUCUUUUGAUUAAGCUUCAUCUGGAAACUUUUCAGAAUGAGCUAAAAUGGUCUUACAUGAUGAUCUUAUGGAGUCAUAGGUCACUUUCAUAAGACCGAAUAAGCUCUGUAUAAACUCUUCUAAAGACUCCCUUGGUAUCUCUUGUAGGUAUAAUUAACUUUCAGCUUUAUUAGUUCGUGUGAGAAAAAUGGGAAGGGAGAAAUAACAUUAUACGGCUACUCCAUUUUAUUUGGUUAUGGUAUCAACACUAGUGAAGUUUUGAGACACCAAAAAGAAAAGGUGUCUUUUUCCAUAAUAUUUUUGAGAGGCUUGAGUUUUGGGUGUGAGGAAUUCUUCUGAUGUUGGAUUCAUCCCAUUGAUCAAAGUACAAUCUAAGAUCAAAUUUGGUUGGCAAAGAGAAACAUAGUCAAAUGCAUUUGAGUAGAUGCAACUGAUGUCUCGUGAUGCCUGAUUUUAAUUAUUUUUUAGGCUGUUUUCAACAUUUUUUAUUUUAAUAUUUUAUUUGGUGAUAGUAGUAGAAAGCUUAACAUUGGUUGGUGUUAUAGAUACGGAUUAUGUGUUCUAGCGAACUAGCCUGUCUGUAUUGUAAGGGCACUCCCAGAUAAGAGGCAAAUAAGAUACUAGUUUGGCAUUUU
Molecule: messenger RNA, 1299 nt
Organism: Vigna angularis (adzuki bean)
Lineage: Eukaryota; Viridiplantae; Streptophyta; Magnoliopsida; Fabales; Fabaceae
Exons: 4
Coding region: 127-408 (93 amino acids)
Cellular component (GO): chloroplast
Source: RefSeq, a predicted model, not a curated record